AUGAGGCCGCGAGUGCAGGUUAUUAUUUCGAAUAAUAACGAUUAUGAGCAUCAUAACACCCACGGCAGGUAUUCAUACCUGCACACUCCAGCAGAGCUCCAUGCUCCGACAUUUCCAAAACAGAACCCAUCGCAGAGAAUCCCCUCGGUUCCUGCGAAUGCGGCAGAACCGCCUUUUCCAACACCGUUAGACCACCGCACCCAUAGCCGCCCUUUCUCAUAUAUACCGUCAGUCAUGCAUCAUGACAUCCUGGAGAAGCCAACGUCCUCACACCCUCAUACUCAAAGCGCACCGCCAUUAUCAGAACACCCGGCACAUUUUGCUCCAUACGCAGAUAAUAUAGAAAACGCAACCCCAAAUGUCCAAAGCCAGCCGAGGAUAUCUCCGUUUCCUCAGCUCCCCCCAAAUGUCGUACUAUUCCCUACUCGGAGCCAGUUCUUGAUCAAGUCCCCAUCAGCCGCACAUGAGCAAGAAGGACGAGAAAAUGAGUUCAUAAUUGGGCCCGACAACAACCCGCUGGAAUCACAUACUACUUCGCCAGCAUAUAACCCGCGAUCUAUCACCCCAGCCUUUCGUGUGGGCCAUAUUACGAUACCAAACAAUCACGAUCUAGGCCAUGUUACAGGUCAUGUGACGCAUCCAAAUCAAGGAUUGAGAGGCGAUACAUGGGUUCAUGGACUCUGUGAUUGCUCAGAUUUCGGUACUUGCUGUCUGGGAAUAUUUUGCCCGUGUAUUCUAUACGGUCGGACGCAGUAUCGGUUGAACAGGAAAUCAGAUCUAAAGGACCCUACAAACCUACUAGGCUAUGAAACCUGCAAUGCAUCCUGCACUGCGAUGGCUCUCUUAUGCGGAUGCCAAUGGCUAAUGGCAACGAUACAACAUUCCCGCACCCGUCGUGCGUAUGCAAUACCGGGUAGCAUUCCAUCAGACUGCGUUCGGGCAACUUGCUGCACAUGCUGCACCCUCAUCCAGGAUGAGAAAGAGAUCAAAGUUCGAGAAGAAAGCGCCCGACAAAUGGUCUUGACGCCCUACCUUCCACCUAGCCAUAUGACGUUCAGUCCCCCGCCGCGCUAA
This is a messenger RNA of Paracoccidioides brasiliensis Pb18, 1074 nucleotides long. RefSeq lists its product as uncharacterized. The coding region runs from base 1 to 1074 and encodes 357 amino acids. The transcript has 2 exons. The record is from RefSeq and is a predicted model, not a curated record.